This is a messenger RNA of Gadus chalcogrammus (walleye pollock), 1863 nucleotides long. It is a transcript of the gene poll, whose product is annotated as polymerase (DNA directed), lambda. Gene Ontology annotation, molecular function: DNA-directed DNA polymerase activity; DNA binding. Lineage: Eukaryota; Metazoa; Chordata; Actinopteri; Gadiformes; Gadidae. Gene Ontology annotation, cellular component: nucleus. The record is from RefSeq and is a predicted model, not a curated record. The transcript has 9 exons. Gene Ontology annotation, biological process: double-strand break repair via nonhomologous end joining. Bases 111 to 1793 code for a protein of 560 amino acids.
UUGUCCGAACACGGAAAGCCGGUCCGUAUCGGUAACGCCAAAUCUUUAUGUUAUAUGUUAUAGAAGAACGAUUAUUUUAUGGUUGGAUCAGGUUAAGAAUGCAUUAAGUCAUGGAGUCUCUCCACGGGGUGCUGAAGGCUUUCCCCAAAGUGAAGCGCCCCAAGGGGGAGGAGAGAGAGGGUCCGCCGCUGAAGAGAGGAUCCUCAGAAAAACCCUCCGGGAGCUUAUUCACAGGGGUCACAGCGUUCAUCCUCCCGGCCGGCAUCGGGAACGCCAGGUGUCAGAUCUUCCAGAGACAAAUCCUCCAGAAUGGAGGAAACACGGAGAAGUCCCUGGGUUCGGCCGUAACUCAUGUAGUGGUGGAGGACAGCAUGGAGAGCGAUCGCGCCCUCCGCCUGCUGAAGAGGGAACGCCUGCCCCCUGGUGUCGGGCUGGUGAAGUGCAGCUGGUUGAGCGCCUGUAUAACCGCCAAACAGCUGCUGGACACCGGCUGUUUUAGUCUGCUCAUCUCCAAUAGAAAGUCCAACGUACCACAAGUAACGGUACCGGAGGAGUCGUCCAACGGCCCUCAUGAGAAACAGAACCCGGUGGAGCCGGCGCUCACAUCCAGAGAACCAACUGAGGAAACGGCACCCAAAAGCCAAAGUGCAGAGGUCAACGAUGAAGACAGCGUGUCCCAGAAGCUCCUGGAGGCCCUGCUGACCGGCCGCCCCCCCGAAGAGGAGGCCGCGGACCCCCCCCCGCCCCAGACCUCCGACCAACACGCGGCGGCGUCCAGCAAGUGGGUCUGCGCCCGCUCGUCUGAGUCCAAGAGCAACAACUUCAACCAGCACAUCACGGACAAGCUGGAGGUGUUGGCCAAGGCCUACAGCCACCAGGGCGACCGCUGGAGGGCCCUGAGCUACUCCAAGGCUGUCAGCGCCCUCCAGAGCUACCACAAGCCCGUCACGUCCUACCAGGAGGCCUGUCAGAUCUCAGGCAUCGGCAAACGCAUGGCGGACAAGAUCGAUGAGAUCAUGGAGAGCGGGCAUCUGCGGAAACUGGACCACAUGGGGGAGGCGGUCCCCGUCCUGGAGCUGUUCAGCAACAUCUGGGGGGCCGGGGCCAAGACCGCCCAGCUGUGGUACCAGCAGGGUUUUCGCACUUUGGAGGACAUUCGCACGAAGGCCGUACUCAGCACUACUCAGAAGAUCGGACUGAAGCACUACGAUGACCUCCUGGACCGCAUGCCCCGGGAAGAGGCUGGGGCCAUCGAAGAGCUGGUGAGGGAGGCGGUCCUGGCCAUAGACCCCGCCCUCCUGGCCAUGGCGUGCGGGUCGUACCGCCGGGGGAAGGCGACGUGCGGCGACGUGGACGUGCUGAUCACCCACCCGGACGGGCGCUCCCACCGGGGGGUCUUCAGCCGGCUGCUGCAGAGCCUCCACCACAGUGGGUUCUUGACAGACGACCUGGUGAGCAGCGAGGACAACGGGCAGCAGAAGAAGUACAUGGGCGUGUGCCGGCUGCCGGGGCCCGGCCGGCGCCACCGCCGGCUGGACGUCAUCGUGGUGCCGUACGGCGAGUACGCCUGCGCCGUCACCUACUUCACCGGCUCGGCGCACUUCAACCGCUCGCUGCGAGCGCUGGCCAAGACCAAGAGCAUGAGCCUAUCGGAGCACUCGCUGAACCAGGGCGUGGUGCGCCGGGGCAGCGUCAAGGUGCACGCCGGCACGCCGGUCGCCACGGCAACGGAGGAGGAGGUGUUCAGCCGGCUGGGCGUCCCGUACAGGGAGCCGCACCAGAGGGACUGGUAGGGGGGCCCCUGGAAGGACUGGGAGGGGCCCCCUGGAGGGACUGGGAGGGGCCCCUAGAGGGACUGGGAGG